CAACAAGAACAUCUGUGAAUUUUAUGAGAAUUAUGGAGUCCCAUGGGCUGAGACAUAACGCCUUUCUGCUGUUAGUCUGUCUGUCUUUGAGCAUCACCUGUAUGAGUGUUUGUAUGGCAUCUGCUGAGUGGUCUGGGGAUCUGUCAGACUAUGAGUUGGCAAGCUUUGACAAUCCGGACAUUUUGGGUGAAAAUGAAAGACGUGGAUCAAAGUUCAACCAUUUUACCUUGAGUGACCAUGGUGAUGUCUAUGUUGGAGCUGUCAAUUGGUUGUACAGGUUGGAUAGCAGUUUGGGAGAGAUAGAGAAUGUUACAACCUGUGAUGCCAGCAGGCCAGAUAGUGUGAUGCCCUGUCACCUUACAAACAACUACAACAAGAUACUGGUGGUUGACAGUACUCGGCCAGACAGUCUGAUAACCUGUGGUGGUGUGUAUGAUGGUAUUUGUCAGUUACGACAGUUACAGGAUAUUAGUAAUGUGAUGAUGGAGUCGGUUCCUUAUGUUGCAGGAUUUGAGGAUGCAACUACUGUUAGCGUGAUAGCUCCAGGAAGUGAUGGGGGGAAAUGGCUUUAUGUUGUAGUAACAUAUACUGGUAAAAAUCUUGAUAAUUCAGGAAAUUUUCGGCCGAUCAUAAGAAGGGGCCUACAAAUGAAUCCUUUUUUAUCAGCAUCAGAUGAUGAGAAUGCCGUCCUUUUUAGUCUCGGUGCCAACGUGGCGAUGUUUUCCAUUAAUUAUGUAUUAACAUUUGCCGACGGUGGAUUCACAUAUGUUGUUGCCUCACAGAAAGAGGACUUGAAUUCUGUCCAGUAUGUUUCUAAGAUAAGCAGAGUCUGUCAUGACCAUACAAACCUAGACGCAUACACAGAAAUCACUCUACAGUGCAGUGGAUCAGAUGGCAGUGUGUACAGCUUGGUGCAAGCAGCUCACUUUGGACCAGCAGGACCUGAUCUAGCGGCAUCAUUGGGUAUCCCUGCAGACGAGCAGGUGCUGUAUGCUGUGUUUGCCAAGAACCAAGGAGCUCCGGGUACCAGUGAUGUACCCAUCGAUCACUCAGCAUUGUGUGUGUACAGGAUGACGGAUAUCUUGGAUGCAUGCAAAGCCGCAGUCACUGGCUGUAUUAAGAAUGGAAAUGCAUACUUGGUGGACUAUUUGCAGGGCUCUCUCUGUAAUAACUAUGAUAUUCCCAUCUUAGACCCAUACCUUUGCAAUCCUGAAGCGAAUCUACCACUGUACAAGUAUGCCAAGGGCAUCGCUCCAGUGCCAUCUACAGCUGUGCUGGAACUUCCAGGGAAUCUUGCAUCUUCCAUCGUCACGAGCAUUGAAGUCAACCACACUGUGGCUUUCAUUGGAACAUUGCCUGGAGAUCUACUAAAGGUUCACAUUGAAAGUAAUACUACAGCCAGAUUGUAUGAGAGCGUUUCUCUAGAUACCAGUCCAGUACUGACAGAUAUCAAGAUUGAUGACCAAACUAGAGUGAUGCAUGUACUCACUGAACAAAAGUUGAUCAAGAUGCGUGCUGAGAAUUGUGGUCAGUACACAACCUGUGAGACGUGUAUUGGGACUGAUGCAGGGAAUGAUGGAGACCCAUACUGUGGAUGGUGCACUCUGGAAAGGAGAUGCUCAAGAUACUCAGACUGUCCACUACCAGAUGUGUCUUCUCGUUGGUUGGCCUACAAUGCUGCUCAGUGCAUCAAUAUUACCGAUGUAGCUCCCUAUGACAACCUGCCAAUUACCGUCACAGAGCAACAGAUAACCCUGACUGUGCAGCAGUUACCCGAUCUAGGAACUGGUCAGAAUUAUUCAUGUCACUUUGGGUCGUCCGAAUCUCCAGCUACAAAGAAUGGUGAAGUACUUGAGUGUACGUCACCUCCGAGUGAUGGCAUACCAGCCAUACCACAAGGAGAUGAUGCAGUACACGUUGAUUUGGGUGUUAAGUCUUCUGAAACUUCAGUUGAGUUCAUUGACACCGACUUUUACUUCUACGAGUGUUCAACUCAUACCUCUUGUGUAUCCUGUGUUGGUAGUCGCUGGGCCUGUGAUUGGUGCGUGUUUGAGAACAGAUGUACUCAUGAAAGCUCCACAUGCACACGAGCCAAUGAAAUCAUCAUAACUGGAGAUAAUAAUCCAACUGCUUUUGCAGUGAAAGGACCCAAGUUUUGCCCUCAGCUGCUGAAUCAGACUGCUGAAGUUCUGCUUCCUAAUAACAUUAUGAGGAACAUCACUGUCAUAACUACAAACCUGCCAGACAAAGCUGAGAUUUCUAGCUAUCAGUGCAGCUUGGAUGUAGAGGGAUCACCGCAGGCUGUGAAUGCAGAUCGUAAUGGAGAUAGAAUCACAUGCCAAGAGAAGGCUUACACAUAUCUUUCGAAUGAUGAGCCCGAACUUGAAGUGAAACUGAGUGUUUCAUGGACAGACACGAGUGGUGUUGCGCACAUCCUGGACGACAUACAUGGAUUUGAUGUUACCCUUUACAAGUGUGAAGUCCAGAAGCCAGACUGCAGUCGAUGUGUAACAGCCCGCCCUGCGCUUGAGUGUGUUUGGUGUGGUGCCAUGCCAUCUGAGUCUGGUGUUUGCAAACUGAACGAAGUCUGCAGAGAAAACAUGAUUACUUUGGACAAUGGAUUGAACUGUCCUAACCCAGUCCUUAGCGAGGUAUUUCCCUUGACUGGACCGAUUGAAGGCAACACAGUCAUAGAUGUGAUGGGAACUGAGAUCGGUCGGAGAUUCGAGGAUGUUGUGUCAGUGAUGGUUGGCAAUCAGCCAUGUGAUCUAGCUGGAUUGGACUCAGACUAUGAAAUUGGAGCAAGUGUCAGCUGCAGAACACGAGCAGAGAGUGAAGGAGCUGAGUUGCUUACAUUGACAGUCACAGGUGCAGAUGGUACAAUGCAGCACAGCUCAGGAACAGUCAACUUUAACUUUAAGGAUCCAGCUAUUACAUCUUUCCAACCCCGCCUUGGCCCAGAAGCUGGUGGAACUGCAGUGAGUGUGAAUGGUACAGCCCUCAACACAGGACGGAAUAUCGAAGCAUUCAUUGGUGACAAUCCUUGCAAUAAAACAGGCAAACCAGUUGAAUCUAUGUUAGAGUGCACGACCACUGCUGGCCAAGUUGGAUAUAAAGGUGUUGUGAAAGUCUCCUUUGAUGGGGCCAUGAGAAACUCAGCAGAUAUAUACACCUACACUGAAAAUCCUACCAUCACCAAGGUGUCUCCACUCAAAAGCAUCGUUUCGGGUGGCCGAAUACUGACUGUCACCGGGACAUUCUUGAACACCUCCCGGAAUCGUCAGAUUUUGGUUGGAGACGGGAGUGAGACAUAUAAUGAGGAAUGCGAAGGCAAAUCUGCAACAGAAAUGCGUUGCAAAUCUCCCAACAUAACAUCCCUGGACAUGCUUGAAGAAGGCAACGAGAACGCGACCUUUGGAUUCAUCAUGGACGGGGUCACCCAGCUAUUGACAUGGUCUCAGGACAACGACGUCGACUUGGAGUAUUUGGAAGAUCCAGUGUAUUACACGUUUGAGGAUGGGUUGCAAGACAAAGAAGGAGAAACACUAACAAUAAUGGGCGAACGGAUCAACAGUGCAAUCACAGACGAAGAAAUCCUAGUCAGGAUAGGAAGUGACGUAUGCACAGUCAGCUUGAUUAGUGACAGCUCCUUAGUGUGUAGGUUGCCAACAGAGGAUCCAGGGCCUGGGGACUUCAUGGGUGAAGACACAAGCGAAGGUCUACCUGUGGUCUGGGUCGUGCACAGCAACCUUAAAUUUCGCAUCGGUUACAUUCGGUACCCGCCUGAUGUGCCCCCAUACAUCAUCAUUGUCUCGUCAGUCUGUGGAGCUAUCCUGGUGUGUAUUCUCUUUGUAGUGAUAUGUUUUGGAGCUCAGGUGUAUGGAGCUAAACGAGAGGCCAGACUGAUCCUGGAAGACAUGAGAGCUAUGGAGGCAGAUCUGGCUGAUGAGGUCAGGCAAGCCUUUGCCGAGCUUCAGACCGACAUGACCGAUCUGACCAGCGACUUGGAAGGGAUCGGCAUGCCGUUUGUCAGUCAUCGCGAGUAUGCCACCAACAUGCUGUUCAUUGGCCAGGAAAUCACACCAGAUACUGAAGAUGAAGAGUACCCCAAUGAGCAAGUGGAGAGGGCCAUGGUCAAGUUCUCUCAGCUGCUAAGCAACAAGAACUUCCUCCUGCUCUUCAUCCAGACACUGGAUGCAGAGAGUAAUGCCAAGCUGUCCAUCCGAGAAAAGCAAUCCAUUGCAUCUCUGCUGACCGUUGUGAUGAUUCUUGAGAAUAAACUUGUCUACUUGACCGAUGUAAUGGUAACACUGAUGACCCAGUUGAUUGAGGAUGCAGCUGAUUCUGACCGCACCCGUCAGCUGUUCUGCAGAACGGAGACUAUCCUAGAGAAGGUGAUGUCAAACUGGGUUGCUCUUUGCCUGUACGACCAGUUGAAGACUCACACAGCCUAUCCCCUGUUUGUGAUGUACCGAGCCAUCAAAUAUCGCAGUGAGAAUGGUCCCAUUGACGUCAUCACUGGUCGCUCCCGCUUCUCCCUGAACUACGACAAACUUCUUCAAGAGGAUGUGGAAUUCAAUGCUCUUACUCUGGUGGUUCUUAUCAAUGAAGAAGGCGAUAUCAUCAAAGAAGUCAAGGUGCUUGACGUGGACACCAUCUCUCAAGUGAAGGAGAAGAUCUUAGAUGCCAUCCAUGGCAACCAUCCCUACUCCGAGCGGCCCAGUGCCAACCAAGUCAGUCUUGAGUGGCGUCAUGGAAGAAGCGGUAAACUUGUCUUGACUGACACAGACAUGAGGCCAUUGACAGACAAGUGGCGUAGAAUCAACAUGCUUAAAGACUUUCAUGUUGGAGACAAUGCUCAAGUGACCUUGGUAGAGAAACAGGAUGUCCCAAAUGCCGCCCUCUCGGGAACAAUCCUCAAGGUGCAGGGCUCGGCUUCUUAUGUAAACAUCGGCUUUGAUGAUGAGAAGAUCAAGCGCAGGAUGAGUACCAAGCGACGAUACACCAUUGCUGAAGUCGAGGCUCAAGAAGGAAUCAGAGACUGGCAUCUUACCCAGGAGGAGGAGUGGCCUACAGAUGAGGACGGACAUAGGCGGAGAAAACGAGGAGGUUGCAUCUCACUGGAUGCUGUCACCUUCAGGAAUAAGAUUACUCGUCACAGGAUCAGAGAGAUCUCCUUCCCUAGACUUCUCUCCACCAAGGGCAUCGUGCAGGAAUAUGUGGAUAACAUGUUCCAGGCGAUACUGUCAGCGAAGAGUGCCCCCAAGGCCAUCAAGUACCUGUUUGAUUUCUUCGACAGUCAAGCCUACCGACAUGACUUGUCCACCGCGGAUCCUGACCUGGUCCACAUCUGGAAGAGUAACAUUCUGCCAUUGCGUUUCUGGGCAAACGCCAUCAAGCACCCAGACUACAUCUUUGACAUCCGCCCAUCUCGCACCGUGGAGGCCAGCCUGGAUGUCAUCGCACAGUUGUUCCAUGAUGCACACGAUACAAAGACCCACAAACUUGGCAGGGAGACGUCUAUCAACAAACUACUGUACGGCAGAGAGAAGACAAAGUUCCACAAUGAAAUCGUCUCCUUCUACGAAGAAGUUGAGCAGUUGCCUCCAGUUCCGACUCAAGAAUUGAACAAGGAGCUGUACAAAGCAUGCGAGAACUUCACUGGCUUGUUCAGUAAGCUGAGUACUCUGGAUCAACUCUGGAAAAUUGUGCGACGGUUCAAGCAGAAGCUCUUGGAUGAAAUCGAAAACAAUGAGCGAUGCAAGGACGAGAAUCUGGAUGGAUUGUUGGAGGAGAUUGACAACAUUCUGUCUGAGGAACCUGAUGUUGCUGAAGAAUGUGUGUAAGAUGCUGACAGUUGGCAACAGAUUAAUCAGAAAAUACUUGAACAUAAGUACACUUUAAAAGACAGACUAAAAGAAAUUCAAAACAAAUUUAGCGAUUCAUUUCAUAACAGAUUUGACGUGUCAAACGAUUUACAGGUUGUUUUUUUUUACCCCAAAGCACAAGUUUUUAAUUUUGCAGGUGAUCAUCUUAUGUCCAACAAAUGAUUGUGCCAACGAUCUGAAUGCAGUAAUUAUAUGCUUUAAGAAAUUGAUAAGAUGUCUUAAUAAAAAUAUAUUUUUUACGCAGAUAUGUUCAAAUGAAGUUAUGUUAUUUUACGUAAAGUUGCCACCAGUUCUUGUUUAAUGCUGUUAUAUUAUGGAUG
Messenger RNA from Patiria miniata (bat star), 6208 nucleotides. Its product is annotated as plexin-B-like. Gene Ontology annotation, cellular component: semaphorin receptor complex. Bases 24 to 5846 code for a protein of 1940 amino acids. Gene Ontology annotation, biological process: negative regulation of cell adhesion; regulation of GTPase activity; positive regulation of axonogenesis. The record is from RefSeq and is a predicted model, not a curated record. Gene Ontology annotation, molecular function: protein binding; semaphorin receptor activity. The transcript has 37 exons. NCBI's taxonomy places the organism in Eukaryota, Metazoa, Echinodermata, Asteroidea, Valvatida, Asterinidae.